CGCUAAAAAUUUGGCGGCACCAAAACCGCUGCUAAACUCAGCCCCGUUCUUUUACCUCAACCGCCUUUUUAUUCCCCGCCCCCCCCCCUCUUCCUAGAUUUCAGUAACCUCCGACUCCUUAGAUUCAGCUCUCCAGAAUCACAAUCACUUUACACUCCCAAGAUUUUCUUGUGUCGAUAUUGAGAUGGAAACUUCUCAGACUACAUCGUCUAUCCCUAGCCUUUUGUGCGAAGAAGAUGAAUCUUGCUUCACUCUGAACAACGAAAGUGAUGAAACCUUGUGCCAAUGUUGUAUUGUUGAGUAUGAUGAUGAGUACAUUGAAAUGCUGAUUCACAAGGAAUCUGAUUUACAGUCAAAUACCAAUAAAUCUCUUUGCAAUAGUUCAAUCGACGAGACUGACGAACAGAGUUGGUCGAAACGUGCCCGCUUAGAUGCUGUCCAAUGGAUUCUUGAUACCAGAGCUUUAUUUGGACUUCACUUCCAGACGGCCUAUCUGUCACUGAUAUACUUCGACGGGUUCUUUUCUAAGCGAUCCGUUGAGGAUGGGAAAUUAUGGGCUAUUCGGUUGUUGUCCAUUGCAUGUUUAUCUUUGGCUGCGAAGAUGGAGGAGUAUAAAGCGCCGGCAUUAUCUGACUAUCACAUAGAUGAAUGUAAUUUUGAAGGCCGCCUGAUUCAGAAAAUGGAACUGUUGGUUUUGGAUGCUUUGGAGUGGAAAAUGAAUGUACUCACCCCUUUUCUUUACUUUCGAUACUUCAUAGCCAAGUUUUAUGGUGAGUCAAGACCGAAAGGGCUAAUGUCAAGAGCCAUCGAACUCACAUUGGCUAUGCUAAAAGAUAUUAGUUUAGUAAAAUAUCCACCAUCCAUGAUUGCUGCUGUGGCUGUUUUAGCAGCCUGCGAUUCUCAGUUGACAAUGAAGAUGUUGGAGUUCAAGCUGAGCAUAAUCUCAUCAUGGGGUUCUUCACAUAAAGACAAUGUACUCUUAUGCUACAAUCUAAUGCGGGAAAUUCAGAAGGCUAAGUCCAACACCCCAAAUCUGCAGAGUCCCCUGAGUUUAUCGUUAAAGCAAUCAAGCUCACGUGAUUGUCGGGAAAGUAGUUGCAUAAUUGGCACCAAAAGGAGGCUUACAUACCCCGACAGUGAUCAACAUCAACCUUCGCAGAGGACUCGUCGAUCUCCAUAGGAAGAUCAAUCACCUUGCCAGAUUCCCAAUUGCUACUAAUUAGUUACAAGCGAUGAUUUGGUGUGCAUUGGAUUUGAUGGCAGAUUCCAGUUUCCAAUAUGAACCAGAAGUUUCUGCCUCUUAGACAAGUGCAAAAAUACCAAUGAAGAAAGAGAAGCACAUACUAUUAAGAAGCUGACUUCAGUUUGAAGAGACAAACGAUGGCCAAAUAGGAUGUCCACAAGGUUGCUGGAGAGGUGGAGACUGUAGUAGUGCUUGCUAUAGUGGUAUCGGCCAUCAUAAAUGAAAAAAAAAAAAUGUGCUAGUGCCGCCCUGUUAACUUUUUUUCAGUUUGCAAAUUGUUCUCAUUGUUUAGAUCUUUGCUUUUUGUUUUGAUGGGAAAAACCCAUUCGCCCAGUCUUGGGAUGCUUCCUCUGUUCCCUCCAAAAGGCUA
Molecule: messenger RNA, 1613 nt
Organism: Coffea arabica (coffee)
Lineage: Eukaryota; Viridiplantae; Streptophyta; Magnoliopsida; Gentianales; Rubiaceae
Product: cyclin-D5-1-like
Source: RefSeq, a predicted model, not a curated record